AUGCAUCUGCCGCCGCCAUUCUCACGCUACCUUUCUUCGCUCCGCGCAUUGAACCAACGCGUUCAAGAGACGGCGGCUUCUGAGCAACGUAAAAGUCUUUCUAGCCGACUGAGCGAUGUAUUUCUACGAACAUGGCAUCUGGGAUUCACAUCUUUUGGAGGACCACCGGUUCAUUUCCAGAUCUUUCACGAGAAGUUCGUGCAGGGCAAAGGAGGACAGGAGAAAUGGGUAGAUGAGCAGACAGUUAGUGCUGAAACCAGCGAAGAUGUUCUUCCCGGAGCAGUUGGCAUGUAUGCACUCUCCCUUGGGGUACAAAAAAUGAAUGACGUUCUGCCAGAGAUUGCAUAUGCAUUUCUUUCUGGCCUCAAUGCGUCGACCGUGGGGAUUAUUGCUCUGGCAGCCGUCCAGCUAGCGGAAAAGGCAAUAAAGGAUAAGCUUACCCGCAUUCUAGUCAUCUUCGGCGCUUGUGCCGGCCUGUGCUACAACGCUCUUUGGUACUUUCCGCUUCUCAUUGUUCUUGGCGGCCUGUCGGUCGUUGUAUGGGACGGUUGGAUGAGCCAGUAUAUCCGUAAAACCAGGGCUAAAUGGAGACGACGAAACAGCCACCCCGAAGAGGCAAGGCAGGAAAAUGGCGCUCCUAACGAAAUGGAGCUUCAAGUGCAACAAGACAGCCAGAUGCGCAGCACUCCUUCUAAUCAAGGCACCGUCCGGUCACGGAAGGCUGGACAGGCAGCAUCUCUUCCAGAAACCGUUUCUGAUGCGCAAACCGAGUCGUUGGAAGUCAACUCUUCUCUUGAUCAUAUCAUCCGGAUCCGUGUUGGUGUCACCGUCUGUGUCGUCUUCUUUGCCUCCUUUAUUGCAAUCAUGGUGGCAAGAGGGGUUAUCAACUUCCCACCACUUGCCCUGGACUUGUUCGGCAACAUGUAUCUGGCUGGAACAAUCAUUUUCGGCGGAGGUCCCGUAGUGAUUCCUCUUCUGCGCUCUUACGUUGUUGAUCCUGGCUGGGUAUCCGGCAGAGACUUUCUGAUCGGACUGGCUCUUAUUCAAGCAUUCCCUGGCCCCAACUUCAAUUUCGCGGUCUUCCUUGGAGCCCUCACGCUUCAAAAGUCCCAGUUCCCGACCAUAUUCGGCGCAUUCCUUGGCUACCUCGGCAUCUUCAUGCCCGGUCUCACUUUGGCUGUUGCUGUGCAGAGUUUCUGGAGAGUGCUUCGGAGAAGAAAGUGGGUCGUCGACUGGCUUAGAGGAGUCAAUGCUGCUGCCGUGGGUCUGGUUUUCACUGCUGUAUACAGGCUGUGGGAGAUUGGAUAUCUGACGCCCAAAGCCAGUAAUGGUCAGAGUCUUGCUCUUGAGCCAUGGUGGGUUGUUGUUGCAACGGUUACUUAUGCGGAGAAUGCUUGGUUCAAGGUGCCUCCAGCGAUCGCGAUCAUCAUUGGCGGUAUUCUGGGUCUCUGCUGGUAUGGUGCUGUUGGCCGUUAG
This is a messenger RNA of Aspergillus fumigatus Af293, 1476 nucleotides long. The record is from RefSeq and is a predicted model, not a curated record. Lineage: Eukaryota; Fungi; Ascomycota; Eurotiomycetes; Eurotiales; Aspergillaceae.